AUGUCUGCCUCUAUCGAGUGGUUUGGUGCGACAACGUACCGGCUCAAAACCAACGGACUGGUCAUUUGGCUUGACACCUGGCUGGAGAGACCGUCGGUCCUGCCCAAAUACCUAGAUGUGGAUGAUGUCGACGAGGCGGACUACAUAUUUAUUUCACACGCCCACUUUGACCAGUAUGCCUCGACCCAGUCCACCUACUCUCACUCCUUUCGGUGCCGGGGGCACCAGCUAACAGUGAAGAUCAAUGACAGCCUGCCAGGUUCUGAUCGCAUCGCCAAGAAGACAGGCGCCAUCGUGAUCGCCAACGGCGAAGCCAUCAACCUCCUCCGAGGCGCGGGCGUUCCGGAUGCGCAGCUCAUGCCGGUCGCUGGUGGUGAGAGGAUCCCGCUGUUCCGCAAGACUGACCGCGAGAAAGCCUCAGCAGGGGCAAUUGACGUCGCACCCGGUCCGCCGGGUGCCCCCCCACGGCCUCACGAUGGCUUUGCCGCCAUGGCAGUACACGUGUGGCCCGCGUUGCACUGCUUCAUGCCCGGCCCACCCGGACAGCUUCCAGAUGUGAUUGAUACGCGGACCAGGUAUACCGGAGGAGCCGGCCCUUACACCUGCACGCUUGACAUCACCAAUGGGAUGAAGCAUGCUCUCUUGCGGCUUGGCGAUCUCGUUCCAAAGGAUAUGAGAGACGCGGGGAUCCAGUCAAUGAUCGACUACACGAGCGACAGGAAACGGCAUGUGUUCUCCGAGUUUGAUGGUGGGCAGCUCUCCUACAAUUUCCUCAUCGGCCCAGGGAAAACACUCUUUUGGAAUGGCCAUCUGGGAGGCUACGAGGGAGUGCUCAAGGCCAUGGAGCCCAAGCCGGAUGUCGCCAUUCUCGCCGUCGCGGGACGGGCGAACCUGGACGGACGACCGUACGACGGCUCGGCAGCAGAGUUCAUCAAGACGCAGCUUGACUGGAUUGGGCAGCCGGAAACGGUCAUCUGGAGCCUCUACGACCAAUCGCCAGUCAAACCUUACCGUGUAGAUACGGCUGGCGUCACCGAGUUGGUGCACAACGAAACAAAAUCCAGAGUCAAAGACCUUGAGCCUGCGGUUGCGGCUAGUAUUUUUUGA
Molecule: messenger RNA, 1107 nt
Organism: Diaporthe citri
Lineage: Eukaryota; Fungi; Ascomycota; Sordariomycetes; Diaporthales; Diaporthaceae
Exons: 3
Coding region: 1-1107 (368 amino acids)
Source: RefSeq, a predicted model, not a curated record